Messenger RNA from Amoebophrya sp. A25, 3709 nucleotides. The record is from the annotation of a GenBank genome assembly. Lineage: Eukaryota; Dinophyceae; Syndiniales; Amoebophryaceae.
GGGAUCUUGUCACCGGUCUGCAAAGCCUCUCUGCGGACGAUGGGAUUACUUGUCUGGCAUCCGAACUCCGGAAAGCAGCUGUUAGGAGGACUAAAAGAAACUAAAGCUAUAAUUCUUGAUGCUCUUUAAUAAAUCAUCUGAGAGAUACAACGACAGAAAAAUAAAGAGUCUUUAUUUUUCUGUCGUUGUAUAAUCUGUCAGCGGAUUUAUUAUAAUGGUAAGACAUGUUGAAUGUUAGGAAUGACUGCUACUGCAAGCUACCACCUCUAAAGUUGAAACCGUGGCUGAGCAGAAGAGGCGGGAAGAAGCCCAAAGCGAGAUGGAGCGCGCACAGGAAGAACGCGCACGCUUACUGGAAGGAGCUUUGGGGAAAGUCCGUGAAGAUUUGGCUGAGGUAGAGAGAAAACGGGAUAUGGAGAAAGCCCGUGAGGCGCAAAGGCAUGCACAUCAUUAAGAGGGGUCAAAUCCUAAUCUACUAUUUGUGAUUUCAGUUAUCUCAGAUCAUUAAGUACAAAAGGAUAAGGAUUGAUUUUAUCGUGAGCUGGAACUACAGUAGUACACAUCUACGUCUAUCAGGAAAGGCGGGAGGAAACCUUAGUGAUCUACUCCUCCCUGGAGCAGAAGUUUAAUUUCCUCUUCUUCAUCUAUGUCCUCGACGAAAUCUAUUUCAGAUCAUUGAUUGUUGUGACAGCCAUUCUAAAAAUAGGUCGCAGCUUUGCGGACAGAAGUAGACGCUCUCAACCGCUGGCGGCGAGAGCAUGAGGAACAAGCCGUCCGUCGACUGGCGAGAUCGAGGGGUGACAGUGGGGGUGAUCAAAGUAGCCUACUGAGCUCUGCACAAUCUGCAGGAGGAGCAGGUGGAGCGAGCACAGCUACUGGUGUGACAACAGCAACAACAGCUAGUGGACCAAGUGGUGGCGGUAGUGACCAAGGUGGUGCAGGUGCUGCAUCUCUCAACAAUCGAUCAUCUUCUGAGUCAACUUCUUCAACUGAUCCUGACGCCAAAAUACAAGGAAUGAAACUGCGUGAGCUAGAAAAGCGCUACGACUUGCUCAGCAAAAAGUAUACGGAUUUGCUGCAACGACGUGGGGGCGGAGCUUCUGGUGGUCCAUCGAUAGUACUAGGAGGUGACCAUCUCCACCUCAAUACUUCGACUUCUAGUACACCGAAAAACGCGUUAUCAAAAAUAUCUUCGUCCGUAGCAACAUCAUCCGCUACCUUUGCUCCACAACACAGACCUCCUCUUCACAACUCCGGAACUGGAGGACGCAGUACAAGUACAGCACAAAAACGUGCAACGUCAUUGACAAGAUCACUAGCUGGAACAAGUGGAAAUAAUAAUAUGACUUCACCAGCAUUAGACUUUUCGAAACGGGCAUCGCCAAUGCUCAGUCGUGGAGGAUCCUUUAGUGCAGUGUCUAGUACUAAUGACAGUAAUCAUCUACCUCCACGAGGAGGGUGUAGCACGAGCAGCAAUCAAAGACGCAGUUCUGUGCCACGUAGGAAGACAGAUGCUCCGGCUUCAUCUACUAGUUCGACAUCAAGUUCGACAUCGAUGGUCGAACUCGAGCAAUCCCGUCGAAAAAUAGAUGUGCUUGUUGCAGAAGGCAUGAAAGGCCUGAAGAGUCGUGAUCACGAAGAUGAUACGUCGGCGGAUACCGCAACAUCAAGUAGCCUCAAAGAGAUCGAUAACAACAUCUACUGUACUUCACAGAAUUCCUCGCAAGAAAUUAUACAAGAACGAGCUUUUUACAACUCGACGAAGUCAAAAUCAAAAGCCUCAGCAUCACCCGAAGACCACGCGACGACUACUGCAGCUGAUACAGAUGCUUGGUCGUCCUCGUCUGAUGCUGAUGUUGGUGCGGAAGAAGUACGCGUUUUACCGGAUCCUGAAGCUAUGGCAGGAGUUCCUUCUCCCUCGAAAAUGGCAGUUGCCGACAUCGAAAACAUGUUCAUUGCCAAAGGAGGAGCAUCUUCAUCCUCUGCGAGGACCAGUCCUGGUGGAGCAAAACAUCUUCAAGAUCACCCUGCGAUAAAUGCUCACGGAGCGAAGACAAAGCCAUCUCUCUUAGAUGCAGUACGGAGAAGGAUAGACAAGAACAAAAGCAGAGAGACGAGUGAAGAAAGAGUUUCUGUGAUGUUGCCCAGCAGUAUAGGACAAGAUGGGCUGCAUGGGUCGCCACCUAAUGUUCCUAAACAAAAGGCGUCCUCCUCUCCACAGCAGAACAAGGGGUCCUCUCCUAAGCAGAAGAAGGCCUCCGCAUCGCGAAGUAGAUCACGUUCAGAGAGUCCCAAGACAAAGAGUACCAGACCAGACAACAUCGGCAAGAAAAGUCCAAGUAGAGAUAAGAGGAGCAGUAUGAAGUCUCCAGCGAGUAGAGGUAAAAACAUCAACAAAGCACCUCGUCCGAUUGCCAGUCUUCCCAUGACAACACAGCACAGUGGCAGUGGCGCGACAAGUUCAAGUAGUAAUUAUACAAGGGGAGGUGCUGGGACGACGAGUUUGAGGAGCUCCCCCUCUUCGUCUGGCGCUGGGUUUACAACUUCCACUUUAACAUCACAUUACCAGAACAAGCCACCACCACCUACGUCUUCUACAACCUCUGUUACAGGAGUUUCUUCAUCGUCAGUACAUCUAAGUACUUCUUCUAACAACUCAACAACAUCAACAACAUUCGCUUGUUCUUCGCGCAACCGAAGUCCUCCACUAAGAAGGCUCUCAUCCGCAAUGUCCUCAGAGGAAAUCGCUAGACUGGCGAAAGCAGCAGCCGCGGAUCCAAAAGCUUUCGCGUCUGCCUUUGCAGCGAGACCAAUUCCGAGGGGUCGCUUGUCUGGGCCACCUGGAAGUCGGAGGAGAAACGCAAGCCCGCAAUGAAAGCACAUGUUGCCGCAAUGAAGAUGAAAGCACAUGUUGUUGUAUAUGAUUUCUUUUUGUAAUAGAACUUGUACAAGACGUAACUCAACCUGUACAUCCACUUCAAGCACAGGGCUAAUAAUGAAGCUUGCAAUUAGUAUGUAAUAGAAGAACUUCUUGGACACCUGAAGAGAGAAGAGGUCCUUGCCGUUUAGGUGCAGGCCCGUAAUGAAUUCUUUUUGUAGAAGAACUUCGACGAAUCUUCAGGGUCAUCUUCGUCCUUAUCGACGUAAUCUAGAUGUGGAAAUUACUUUUGAUUUUCCACUCACAAGUAACUACUUACGCCUCAUGACUAUGACAUUUCUAUUCUUGUACUAUUACUUAUCUUGAUUAGUUUUAGUGGAACACGACGACCAACUCCAACAAGUCGGUUGACUGUAAAGACGUUGUAGACAAUCUCCUUGUCGUUGUUGUCCCUUGAGUUUAACUUUAUCGAUGCGAUAUGAUAUUUUUCUCCAUGAUUUUAUUCGUUCUACUUUUCUCAAAUGUUCAAACUGGAAGGGUUGAGUUGUGAAUUUUGGGUGAAUUCGAAUUGUUGUUACAACCAGGUGGACCUAGACCUACUCUAGGUCGUACGGGGUCCAUAAAGGCGUAGAGUAAGUAAAAUAUCGGGUUUCGAGUUACUCGAGUUGCAACGAGUUGCUCGAGUUGCCGAAGCGAAGGGCUUCAAUUCUGGAACGAGUUGCCACGAGUUGCCGUAAGGUAUCCGCUUCGCCGGAGUGCGGCGCAGCAGGGCGGCGCGGCCACGGUUUUGGCUGCGUGAAGUGAAGAAGUGGCUGCUUUUGUUGUUGCUCU